Messenger RNA from Drosophila subobscura, 1137 nucleotides. Its product is annotated as glutamic acid-rich protein-like. The transcript is spliced from 4 exons. NCBI's taxonomy places the organism in Eukaryota, Metazoa, Arthropoda, Insecta, Diptera, Drosophilidae. Bases 1 to 1137 code for a protein of 378 amino acids. The record is from RefSeq and is a predicted model, not a curated record.
AUGUUUUAUGUAGUAGAUUUUCAGAGCGUCUCGAGGAACACUGAAAUUUUGGACACAAAGGCCAAUGUUGAGGUGGUAGUAGUGCCAUGGCUGGACUUAGACUUCUCCGCACUGCAGUUCACUGCUUCGAGUUGUCCUUCUUCAAGUUCUCCUGCUGAACGUGUGGCAGAGCAGGCAGAGGACAAAGAAGACGAAUUAGAUGGCCAACUGACUGAUGACUCCAUAGAGUACAUAGCAGGCUAUCUAAUUCGGCGAUUGUCCUUGGAAUGCGAGGACAAGGAGAACACCUCAUUCACUGCCUUCUCAUUCGAGGACCAACAGCUCGUCAUUCGUUUGCCAAACGUCGAAAAAGAGGUUGUUGGCGCCAGCUUCUUUCAGAGGCGACUGACCACCGAUGCUGCCCAUUCGGAGAAGAAAAACAAAACGAUUGUAGAAGAAAAGGAACAAAAAGUUAGCGUACCGCCCGUUAAGAGAGUUCCACAACCACAAAAAGUCAAGAAGCACAAGUAUGAUCUAACACCGAAGAAGAGGCGACUGACCACCGAUGCUGCCCAUUCGGAGAAGAAAAAACAAAACGAUUGUGUCAAGAAGCACAAGAAUGAUCUAACACCGAAGAAGAGGCGACUGACCACCGAUGCUGCCCAUUCGGAGAAGAAAAACAAAACGAUUGUAGAAGAAAAGGAACAAAAAGUUAGCGUACCGCCCGUUAAGAGAGUCCGACAAACGGCGACUGUCCCACAACCAAAAAAAGGUGUCAAGAAGCACAAGAAUGAUCUAACACCGAAGAAGAGGCGACUGACCACCGAUGCUGCCCAUUCGGAGAAGAAAAACAAAACGAUUGUAGAAGAAAAGGAACAAAAAGUUAGCGUACCGCCCGUUAAGAGAGUCCGACAAACAGCGACUGUCCCACAACCAAAAAAAGGUGUCAAGAAGCACAAGAAUGAUCUAACACCGAAGAAGAGGCGACUGACCACCGAUGCUGCCCAUUCGGAGAAGAAAAACAAAACGAUUGUAGAAGAAAAGGAACAAAAAGUUAGCGUACCGUCCGUUAAGAGAGUCCGACAAACGGCGACUGUCCCACAACCAAAAAAAGGUGUCAAGAAGCAUAAGAAUGAUCUAACACCGAAGAAGAGGUGA